Ipomoea nil (Japanese morning glory) is the source of this 1068-nucleotide messenger RNA. Its product is annotated as protein FAR1-RELATED SEQUENCE 5-like. The coding region runs from base 1 to 1068 and encodes 355 amino acids. The record is from RefSeq and is a predicted model, not a curated record. Gene Ontology annotation, biological process: regulation of DNA-templated transcription. Lineage: Eukaryota; Viridiplantae; Streptophyta; Magnoliopsida; Solanales; Convolvulaceae. The transcript has 3 exons.
AUGGAAGAAUUCGAUCGAGUUCCAAUUGACAUUCAAUCUACCAAUAACCCCAGUUUGAGUCCCUGCAGCAGCAACAAUGGUCAUACAUUGACCAUAUCUCCUGGAAUGACACAGUAUUGGACUCCUCACUGUGAGGAUGAAAUCAAACCAGCAGUAGACAUGAUUUUUAAAACAUGGGAUGCUGGUAUUGAAUUCUACAAACAUUAUGCUGCCAAAGUCGGGUUUGACACAAGGUCUAGUUCCGUCGUUACAGCACGUGACGGGACAAAAAUUCAAAAGCAAAUCGUUUGCAACAGAGAAGGAUUUAAGAAUACAGGAGCUCAACAUUGUCCCUCGCAGUCAAGUGCAGAUGCAGGAGAAGGUCCUUCCCGUCCAAAGCGGCGAAGGGUUUCAAACAGAACUGGUUGCAGAGCUAGGAUUAUGUUUAAGUACAUUGGAGCAGCUGGGUACCAAAUUACCACUUUUAUUGAAAAACAUAAUCACAACAUGUCUUCGGUUCUGGCAAGGCAGUUUCUAAAAGGAAAUAGAAACAUCUCUAGUGUUCACCAGAAGUUUAUACUCGACUGCGCUAAAGCAAAUAUUGGAGCAUCAAAAUCACACGGUUUAUACAGUAAUAUUGUGGGGGAUUACUCUGAAGUUGGAGCAACUGUAGUGGACUUUAAAAAUGUCAGAAGGGAUCUCAGAGCAUACAUAUUGGGAGCUGAUGCACAAAUACUGGUGCAUAAUCUUAUUAAGAAACAAGAGAUGUGCCCUGCAUUUGCUUUUGACUACGAGGUUGAUGAAGAUGAGCAGACUGCAAUGGGUAUGGAACCAAGAAUAAUUGUCACCGAUCAAGAUCCAGCUAUGAAAGUGGCGAUUCCAACAGUUUUCAAGGAAGCCAGGCAUCGUUAUUGCAUGUGGCACAUAAGGUGUAAAGUUGGGGAAAAGGUGGUUCCUACGUUGAACAAGGAUGAGGAAUUCAGGAACAAACUGAACUCAAUCGUUUGGACGUCAUCUUUGGAACCUCCUGAUUUUGAGAAGCAGUGGAGAGAGCUCAUGGAAAAGUACAACUUAGUCGAACAUAACUGA